AUGGCUUCCAAAGUGCGCGCAUCAUUUGAGCUCACUGGACGCAACUAUGUCGUCACAGGUGGUGCCCAAGGUAUCGGACUGGCCUUGACGAAAGCAAUUGCUGAAAUGGGCGGCAAUGUUGCCGUCUUGGAUCUUCAAGACAAACCGCUUGAUCAUUUUGCACAACUGGCCAAAGAAACCGGUGUCAAACUUCCAUACUUCCGCGCCGAUGUGGCAGACGAAAGUUCGCUCAAGAAGGCGUUUGCGGACGCAGUUCAGAGCCUGGGAAGGGUAGAUGGUCUUGUGACUAGUGCAGGGAUCGCACUUGAGAAGCCAUUUGCGAAAACCACUAGCGCAGAAGUAAACAGGAUAUUGCAAGUCAACGUAACUGGCACAUACACGGCAACACAGCUGUUCGCCGAGCAAAUCGAAAAGCAAGGAACCGGAGGAUCCGCCGUCUUGAUCGCCUCCAUCACAUCGCACACUGUACUCCCAAGUCACAGAAUGUCUGCCUACUCAGCGUCAAAGGGUGCCGUGAGGAUGCUUUCUCUAGCACUGUCUACAGAACUGGCGCCUCUCGGGAUCCGAGUCAACUCGAUAUCUCCUGGCUUCAUUGACACCGAGCAGACCAAGUUUGUGCGCGACCACAACCCCAAGAUUGCGGAGUUGAUGUUCAAUGCACCACCUCUCAAGCGCAUUGGUACGACGGAUGACUUGGUUGGGUCAGUGGUGUACCUGUUGAGUGAUGCGUCUAGCUAUACAACAGGCACGGAUAUUGCGAUUACAGGUGGCUUACAUGUUGGACGUCAGAUUGAUACUUGA
Bipolaris zeicola 26-R-13 is the source of this 801-nucleotide messenger RNA. RefSeq lists its product as uncharacterized. Gene Ontology annotation, molecular function: oxidoreductase activity, acting on NAD(P)H, oxygen as acceptor. The record is from RefSeq and is a predicted model, not a curated record. Lineage: Eukaryota; Fungi; Ascomycota; Dothideomycetes; Pleosporales; Pleosporaceae. The transcript has 2 exons. Gene Ontology annotation, cellular component: intracellular anatomical structure. The coding region runs from base 1 to 801 and encodes 266 amino acids.